AUGGGCCCGAAAUCCCCAGACGUUCACGGCCAAUUCAAGCCGCAACCAGGCGCGAUAUUCAGGAGUCCAUUUGGUCCGUUCCCGUCUAUCCUGGAAGACCUGAAUAUCCAUGACUUCUGCUUCCCACCCGAAAACCCGCUCCCGAAAGCCGACUAUGACCUCUUUAUCGACGCCUACACCGGCUCGAAGCUGACGCUGUACGAGUUCUACGAUAAGGUGUGCUCCCUCGCACGGGCGUUCCGAUAUGACGGGCCGAAUCCAAUGGGGUUCAGCAAGUCACCGGAGACCGAUAAGGAGCCUGGAGAGAUCAUGGGGAUCUUCUCGAGGAACAAUAUCUAUUAUCCAGUGAUCGUGCAUGCGUGCUUCCGGUCCGAGCUUGUCACUGGGGGGAUCAGUCCUGGAUCGACGCCGUACGAGCUGUUCCAUAUUCUGCGGCGAAUGCAGGCGACCUCCCUGCUGAUUCAUGAGAGUCAUUUGCCCGUGCUGAGAGAAGCAGUGAAGAUUGCGCAAAGUGAGGACGGUAAAAAUGGCGGGUCGAAACUCGUCCUGAACCCGAAGAAGAUCAUUGUCCUUUCGGAUAAUCCUACGGCGGACUUUGUUGAACAGUUCCCGACGGUCGGGCAUCUGAUUCGGAGCGGCGCGAAGAUGGCAGAACCGACGAGGAAGCGGAAGGGUGGGAAGAAGCUCUGCUUCUUGUUCCAGUCGUCAGGCACGUCGGGGCUUCCGAAGGCGAUGAUGAUCUCGCAUUGGAACGCAAUACAUACGGCCUUGCAAGGCAUGGUCGGCGCCACUCGAACCGCGGAAUUUCUCGGCGUCACCCCAACCCAUUCCACCCUACUCGGCGUCGUCCCCGCCUACCACUCCUACGGCAUGAUCCUCUGGAUCCUCCGCGUCAACCUCUACUCGGCCACCAACAUCAUGAUGCACCGAUGGGACCUCGAAACUGCGCUCCAAGCCAUCGAAAAAUACAAAAUCACCAUGCUCCCCCUUGUGCCCCCUCUCGUCCGCCAGAUCGCCCAGUCCCCCCUCACCGACAAAUACGACCUCUCCUCCGUCAUGACCUGCGUCUCCGGCGCCGCUUACCUCCCCCCGGACGUCUCCCACGCCCUCGGCCAGAAACUCCCCCAGAAGGCCCCCAUCCCGUCGGGGUACGGCCUAUCGGAAGCCGCGUCCAUCGCCUCGCCUCCUGCCCCUGGGAUCUUCGGCCUGCCUGCUGCCGACCCCACUACGAUCGGGUACCUGCUCCCAGGCGUCGAGGGCCGCAUCGUCGACCCGGACACUCUGAAAGACGUGCCGCGGGGCCAGAAGGGCGAGUUGUGGGCCCGCGCACAUGUGGUGACGCCGGGAUACUUCCAGGACGCGAAGGCGACGGCGGAGCUAUUCACCGAGCCGGGGUGGCUACGGACGGGGGACUUGGUGUAUCGUGAUGAGUGGGAUCGGAUCCACUAUAUGGACCGGUUGAAGGAGAUGAUCAAGGUGAAGGGGCUGCAGGUGGCGGCGACGGAGGUGGAGGAUACGUUGUUGGAUCAUCCGGAGAAGUUGAUUCGGGAUGCAUGUGUGGCGGGGGUGGAUAAUGGGAGGGGGGAUGGGAGCCUGUUUCCGAGGGCGUGGGUGGUGGUGACUGAGGAGGGGACGAGACAGGGGGAGGAAGCUGUCUUGCGAAAGUUGCAUGAGUGGGUCAAUGGGAAGUUGAGCAGACAUAAACACCUGGAUGGGGGCAUUGAGAUCGUGGAUUUGAUACCGCGAACCCCGUCUGGAAAGACGUUGAGGAGGCAGAUGAGAGACCAGUAUCACGAGCGACUCAGGGCCCAGCAAAAGGCAGCGAAAUUAUAA
Molecule: messenger RNA, 1833 nt
Organism: Eremomyces bilateralis CBS 781.70
Lineage: Eukaryota; Fungi; Ascomycota; Dothideomycetes; Eremomycetales; Eremomycetaceae
Product: 4-coumarate-CoA ligase 2
Exons: 3
Coding region: 1-1833 (610 amino acids)
Biological process (GO): secondary metabolic process
Molecular function (GO): CoA-ligase activity
Source: RefSeq, a predicted model, not a curated record